AGGCUGCCGUUCCGCAGCGGCCCCGCGUCUAGACCAAGGUACGCGGUUCACUCCAGACUCCGCGGGAGCACAGGCGAGCCGCUGCUCCCACCUACCCCCAAGCCCACCAGGUGCGUUGAUCGUCGCCCUCCUGUAACCCAUCAGCCGUGUCCAGUCACCUAGGUUGUCAGGGACAAAGAGAAGGGAGGACAACCCGAGCCAGCCCGAAGAACGUACACGUAAGCCCCCUGCGGACCCUCGGAUUGCCCCGGGGGAAGACCUUUGCGUCCGGCUAGCUAGCAGGUAGCUAUAGCCCAGAGCCCCAAACCCGGAGUCUGGACUCUAACCCUGAGGGUGGCCUUUGAGAGUGGGAUUGACCUAGCCAGUGUUCAGCAGCCCACCCCUUUCUAGGGCUCCCUCCCGCCUAAGAUUAGCCUCUGCUGGGCAGCGGCCAUGACUAUGAACCUUCUGCAAGAUUGGUGUAAGGAGCUGGAAGUGGAGGUGCACCGGGCCCUCCUGAUCACGGGCAUCCCUGAGCGUCUGCAGCAGGCGGACAUCGAAGCUACUCUGAGGCCGAACUUGCAGCCCCUGGGCAACUACAGGCUUCGGACUGUGAGAUCUGUGACCAAGGAGAAGGCUCAGGCUGCCCUUGUAGAAUUUGGGGCAGACUUCGAUCACUCUGCCAUUCCUAUCCACAUUAGGGGAGAGAAUGGGAUCUGGAAAAUCCUGAGUAAGGACCGAGGGCAAGAUGCGAGGGUCCUUAGGCAGAUGAGGCGCCUGUUGCUGGAUGAAAGGCCUAUGGAUGACUUCAGAGAAAUAGCCAUCCCUCUGGUAUUGGAGGCCCAGGCCCAGGCCAAGGGAUUAGGGAAGGAGGCCAAGAAGUCUGGCUCCUCUGAAGGGGCAGCUAGGAGCGGCCGUCGGGGCCGUCGGGGAGGCAAGCGCCGAUCCAGAAGCCACAAGUUGACAGCUCAGAAGGGCCAGAAGAGGAGCCGGGGAGGGCGCCGAGCCAGGAGUGAGUCGGAAGACUCUUCUGAUGACAGCUUGGGUAUCGUCAUUGAGGAGAUCUACGCAGAGGACCUGAGCGUAGAUGAAGACCAGAGGGCCCUGUACGCCACGCUCCAAGCAGCUGCCAAAGAGCUCACUAAGAAGUGGGCCUUUCGGGGUGACCAGGACGAAGGAAAUGGCCCCCGAGAGUUUUUGGCACUUGUCACUGUCACCGACAAAGCUAAGAAGGAAGAGAUAGAGAAAGAUCUUCCUGGGACAGAGUCUAUCUGCUUAAACAUCAAAGACGAAAAGAGCGGGGUCCCUGAUUUAGUUGCGCUACUGGCAGUGAGAGAUACCCCCGCAGUGGAGGUAGAUACGGAGGUGGAGGAUGAUGACGACGAAGAUGACGAAGAUGACGAUGAUGAUGAAGAAGAUGAUGACGACGAAGAUGACGACGAUGAUGAUUCCGACAGCGAGUCUCUGGAAAAUGGAGAGCAAGGAAAGGAAGUAAUGGAUAGCCCCGAGUUCGUGGCUAUCGUUGCUUAUACAGACCCUGCUGAUCCCUCUGCCAGAGAGGAAAUGCUGAAAAUCGCUUCUGUGAUUGAGACCCUUGGCUGGGGCGAUAAGAAAGACAAAAAAGAUGUCCUUCCUCAAGUCCUGUCCGUCAUGGCCAAGGACACCUCUGGGCCCAGGGUGAAAGUAGAGGAGGCAGGCCGCCAGGUGGACGCCAUGGUCCUGAGGAAGGCAGAGGAAGACGGAAAUCUUCUGGAAUGUAUUUCUACGUUGGCAGAAGCAGAGAACUGCCCCAAGGGAAAGAAGUCUGGGCUAGGUCUCCUCAGAGGCUGGACCGCUGAGGGCCACCAGGGUGGCCUCUUGGAGCUCGUGGCACUCCUGGCUGCGCAAGAUAUGGUGGAAUCCGUGAGAGAGGAAGAAGCCAGCAGGUGGGGCAGUGGUGGAAGUGGCCGGAAGUGUGAUCACAGCCAAGGUGGUUUAUCCGAGGUCCUGGCUUUCCUGGCCUCCCAGGAGAAUCUGGAAUCCAACGAGGAAUCGGAUGAGGAUUCAGACACAGAAUCAGAAGGAGAUUCCGAGGACACUGACAGCGAAGAGUCAGAACCUGGUGACAGCGUGUCCAAAAAGCCGCGCGCCAAGAGAGCGCGCACCGGCUCCAAAGGCCUUCCACCGGCCGGCGCCACCGCGGUCUCCACCGCGUCCCGGGCACGCAAAACCCGCAGGGGUGGCCGCGGUCGUGGCCGAGCUGUCACCCCAGAGAAGAAAGCAGGAAGUGGGGCUUCAACCGAGGACCAUGCGGGGAACAACAACAAGAAGAAGAAGGGAUCCGCAGGCGCCGGGGCCCGUGCCAGGGCUGGCGAGGCCAAGGGACAGCCAGCUGCUGUUCCCAAGUCUACCCGCGGAAAGAAAGCACGCAGGGGCCCAAGGCGGGCGCCCAAAUGCCGUUAGUGCUGCAGAUGUCACUACGAGCUCUGUGUGUGGACUUCCCUCCCCCUCCUUCCCUCCUAUUCUCUCUCCUCCUUGCAGCCCCCCUCUCGCUUAACCGUGUGCAUUUGCUUUGUGCUCUGCCGCGUCCCUGCCUGGCAAGGGUCGGUGCCCAGCUUUCCCUCUCAGUUCCAUGAACAGAUGGCAUGAGCGAUCAUUAUGGCUACAGCCUAGAUACGACAAGGAAAAAGAGACAAGACACUCAGAUGCAGUGGCCGGUGGGUGCGGAGGAGAAAUGGGCCUGACGACACCGAGGGGCUCUGCUCUACCUCUGGAGCCUCCCCCUGCCCCCCCCCCCCCCGUAUGAGUGCGUGUGGGUGCCUGGCACUCCUGCCUGCCCAUCCUUCCAGUCACCUGUUUCUGGCCGAGCAGCUGGAAUUUAUUGUGAGCCACCUUUGGCCCUGACUGGGCCUUAGGGAGAAGCAAGAGUGUUGGACACUAUGGGCAUUAGGGAAGCUUGGAAGGGUUAAGGGCCGUGUGUGUGUGUGUGUGUGUGUGCGUGCUCGCUUGCGUGUGUGUUUUGAGGGAAAGGUAUUCCAUAAAUGAAAGUCUGAAGGGGCUGGAAGCUGGAGGAGGAGGAAUAAAAAAUGGGAGGGGAGAAGGGGCGGGGCUGAGGGAGGAGGGAGAAAAGGGGAAGGGGAGGAGGAAGAGGGAUAGAAGGCUGAGAAGGCGUUUGCAUCAGUUCACCCUCCUGAGGCUCUACAGGUGGGAAACAGGGGAAGCCAAACCUACCCCAGCAACCCUUGUUCACAGGUUGUUCACCAGCCCUUGUUCACAGGUAAUACCCUGCCAAUAUGUUCUGAUUUGAAAAACUUACAUGAAAUCCAGAUUUCUGGUUUUCUGGGCAAGCCCUGCCCCUCCUACUGAGGCUCCCCAGCUGUCACUGGCCAGUCCUCAGCUGUUUGCCCUUGUAACUCUUGACUUCAUAUAACAAUGGAGUCCCUUGUUCACCCCCCCUCCCUUGUGUGCAGUAAAUACCCCAGAUCCCCUUAAAGGGUCAACUGUCCGUAUCGUAGGAAACAGUUGCUGUGCCCCACCCUGGCAUCAUCGGUCCCCCAGUAAGCCUGGCUGAUGCUGGCCACGCUCCAACCCUCAGCUGUCCCCCAGAACAGCCGCUUCAGCUGUGUGUUUUCCGGUAGUGCUCCGUGCCAGAAGCCCUAGCUGCCCAGUUCUAACGUGUUUUGAUGUGUAGAUCAUGCUUUGCCCUGCACAGCACUUUGCAUCCUCUUGUUCCCGUGUGCGUGUGUGUGUGUGUGUGUGUGUGUGUGUGCGCACGCGUGUAUGUUCAACUUUCUAUCCCCAGGAAGUGACCAGUUCGUGGUACCUGGAUCCUCUAGGAUGUAACAGAAGUUCUGACCAGCCUCAUACCCAGACUCCUUGGUGGGGACAUACAGAAACUGCAAAGGCCGUGGGUACCUCUUUGUAACCAGAGGGAGCCCCUCUCCUUGCUUCCCAGGACCAGCGAUGAUGAGGGGACAGAUGGAGAAGCAGACCAGUGGGGUCUGUGGGCUGGAGAGGAAACCCCUUCAUGUAGGCUGAUGGACAUGGGGUCUGGUGGCUGGGGAGGGCACCACAUGUCACUUCCCCUUGCAUAGUUAUAGGUACCUGUCCUUGUGUGCUGUGUGACCCCGGGGUCCUCAAAUGAAGCAAUGAAGCAUCUUA
Molecule: messenger RNA, 4119 nt
Organism: Arvicanthis niloticus (Nile rat)
Lineage: Eukaryota; Metazoa; Chordata; Mammalia; Rodentia; Muridae
Source: RefSeq, a predicted model, not a curated record